AUGGCUGAUUUGCAGAGGCCUAGUCUCGUGGAAAGGGAUAUUGAUCAGGCCAUUACAGCUCUUAAGAAAGGAUCCUACUUGCUGAAGUAUGGGCGAAGAGGGAAGCCGAAGUUUUGCCCAUUUCGACUUUCCACUGACGAGUCUACAUUGAUAUGGUACUAUGGCAAAGAUGAGAAACAACUUGAGCUACGUCAUGUUUCAAGGAUAAUUCCUGGACAGCGUACUGCAAUAUUUCAGCGGUAUCCUCGACCUGAGAAGGAAUACCAAUCAUUUUCUCUCAUAUAUAGCGACAGAUCCUUGGAUUUGAUAUGUAAAGAUAAGGAUGAAGCCGAGGUUUGGUUUGUCGGUUUAAAAGCUCUAAUUGCACGUGGUGGCUACAGGAAAAUAAAAAAGGAGGCAAAAAGUGAAAGUACAUCAUCAGAUAGUCCACAUGGUCGGAGGGUCUCCCCAUCAAGUUUUUCUUUUUUACCUCAGGAUCAAGGAGAUACCCAACUAUCUGAGAAUCUUUCUCAGAGCAGAUGGGGAAAAGCAUUUGCCGAUAUCAUUACAUACACUGCGACAGCUAAGAGCCCUACACGAGCAGAAUCCAUUACAUAUUCUAUCAACUCACUGCCAGCUGGGGCUGUAGACAACUCAAACGGCCGAAGUUCUGGAGGCGAUACAUUUCGGGUGAGUCUAUCCAGUGCUGUAAGUUCAUCAAGUCAAGGUUCCUGUAAUGAAGAUUUUGAUAGCUUGGGUGAUGUUUUCAUUUGGGGAGAAGGCACUGGUGAUGGGGUGGUAGGAGGUGGUGUGGUUAGAGUUCAUAGAUCAUCUAACACCAAGGUUAACGCUCUCUUGCCUAAGGCAUUAGAAUCAACUAUUGUACUUGAUGUACAUAGUAUUUCUUGCGGUGAUAGACAUGCAGUUUUAGUCACUAAACAUGGGGAGGUAUUCACCUGGGGGGAAGAGAUGGGAGGGAGGCUGGGGCAUGGAGUUGAAGCUGAUGUUUCCCACCCCAAGCUCAUCGAAACGCUUUGUGGCGUGAACAUUGAGAAGGUUGCAUGUGGUGAAUAUCACACUUGUGCUGUUACACUUUCUGGCGAUCUAUACUCUUGGGGUGAUGGUUCUCAUUACUGUGGUUUGCUUGGACAUGGAAGUGAAGCUGGUCACUGGAUCCCCAAAAAAGUGGGUGGUCUCAUCGAGGGGUUACAUGUGUCAUUUGUUUCAUGUGGGCCUUGGCAUACAGCUUUGAUCACUUAUGCAAACCAGUUGUUUACGUUUGGAGACGGAACUUUUGGUGCACUGGGACAUGGAAAUUGUAGUGGCACCAGUAUUCCACGAGAAGUGGAAACUUUAAAGGGAUUGCGGACAGUGAAGGUUGCUUGUGGUGUAUGGCACACUGCAGCAAUUGUUGAAGUAACGAGUAAAUCUUCGAACUAUGGAGAAUCUGAUGGUUCCUUAUCUGGAAAGCUUUUCACCUGGGGGAACGGGGAUAAAUGGCGGCUUGGGCAUGGUGAUAAAGAAUCAAGACUAGUUCCUGAAUGUAUAGAUUCAUUGGUUGACGUAAGCUUUUCUGAGGUAGCAUGUGGGAACAACCUUACUGUUGCUCUGACAACAUCAGGACGAGUAUAUACCAUGGGCAGUAAUGUUUAUGGUCAGCUGCUGAAUCCUGUAGCCAGUGGAAAGACUCCCACUUGUAUAGAAGGUAAAAUUGCUGACAGUAUUGUGGAAGAGAUUGCUUGUGGUUCACAUCAUGUUGCAGUUUUGACAUCAAAGGCAGAAGUUUAUACCUGGGGAAAGGGUUCAGAUGGGCAACUCGGGCAUGGCGAUAAUGAUGACCGGGAUACACCUACUCUUGUCGACUUUCUGAAAGAUAAACGAGCAAAAAGUGUGGCCUGUGGUUCAAAUUUUACUGCUGUUAUAUGUCGUCAUAAAUGGUUAUCUAGUGCUGACAAUUCCAUGUGCUCAGGUUGUCAUAAUCCGUUUAAUUUCAGACGAAUACGUCACAACUGUUACAACUGUGGACUUGUUUUUUGCAAAGCAUGUAGCAGUAGGAAGUCUCUUAAAGCCGCCUUAGCCCCUAGCAUGAAUAAGCCAUAUCGUGUGUGUGAUGAUUGUUUCAACAAAUUACAGAAGGCGAUAGAUCCAGGAUCUGUUCCUCGAAUUCCUAAUGUUAAAAGUGGAGGUACACUAUAUAAGCCCAUUGAAACAACGGAGAAAGAGACUGGGACUUCUCGUUUACUUGGAAAUAUUUCAAGACUCUCUUCUGUUGACUCAUUCAAAUCUGAAAGGAGUUCCUCAUAUAACAUGAGAUAUGAAUCGAACGAUAGCCGUGUGUUCCCUCUUCAGAAUGAAAAUAUUCAUAGGGCAAGCAUUUCGUCAAAAUCUACUGUUAGCCCAUUUGGAAUUUCUAAGAAUUUGACUUCGGUUUCUGUUCCUAGUUCUCGAAUGGUUUCUCGGUCACCAUCUCCUAUUCCAGGAAAGUCAAGCCCUCUGAGGUCUGCCACAGCGUUACCAUAUACAUCAGUUUGCACAUCAGAAGUAACUACUGAGGAUAUAAAGAGUACUAAUGACAGUCUAAGUCAGGAGGUUAAAUAUUUAAAGGCACAGGUAGAAGAAUUCACUAAAAAAUCCCACCUUCUUGAAGCUGAACUGGAAAAAAAAUCAAAGAAACUUAAAGAGGUGACUGCAUAUGCAGCUGAUGAGGCUGAAAAAAGCAAAGCUGCAAAAGAAGUAAUCAAGUCGCUGACAGCACAGUUAAAAGAGAUGGCUGAAAGAGUGCCUAAAGAGCAUAUUGCAUGCAGCAACUUGGAGGCUGAGAAAAUGAUGAACAAUACUGGUCGACUAUCUAAUGGAAGCGGUGUUACCAGCAUAACCUCUCCUAAAACUGAGUCGAGUGACAGGUCAACCCCUUCACCCCUAUCUAAUGGAACCAAAGUGCAGAAGUCAGAGCGGAUAAUACAAGAUGAAACGGGCGUGUACCUGACUCUGGUCUCCUUGCAAAAUGGUGUCAACGAACUGAUACGAGUUCGUUUCAGUCGUAAACUUUUCACAGAAGACCAGGCAGAGAAGUGGUGGGCUGAAAACGGAACAAGAGUAUGCGAGAAACACAACAUUCAAACUGCGACGUAG
This is a messenger RNA of Fraxinus pennsylvanica, 3111 nucleotides long. The record is from the annotation of a GenBank genome assembly. Lineage: Eukaryota; Viridiplantae; Streptophyta; Magnoliopsida; Lamiales; Oleaceae.